Messenger RNA from Aspergillus saccharolyticus JOP 1030-1, 1597 nucleotides. Its product is annotated as cytochrome oxidase assembly protein SHY1. The coding region runs from base 371 to 1363 and encodes 330 amino acids. Lineage: Eukaryota; Fungi; Ascomycota; Eurotiomycetes; Eurotiales; Aspergillaceae. The record is from RefSeq and is a predicted model, not a curated record. Gene Ontology annotation, cellular component: mitochondrion; membrane. Gene Ontology annotation, biological process: mitochondrial respiratory chain complex IV assembly. The transcript has 4 exons.
CCUUGGCUUGACUAACCGCCAAAGCGAUGCCCUCCUGAAGACUUCCGGAGUAGAACAUAGGUCUGAAAGAUGGAUACUAUGAAUAGAUAUCAAUAAUAACUAGCAGCAACAGCGACAGCGACAUGAAUCGUCGGGGAACAACAAGCGGGUGGAGAUUCGGAGCGGAGACGGAGGUGACAACUUAAUCGAUAAGCCCAGGCGGAGAGGGAAAGUCGGCUUCCUUCACCUCCUGCAGUUCCUGCAAGACUACGCGCUCCUCAGACUCCAUACUUACCGACAAAACAACCAGAAACCCCAAUUUACCCUCGAGCCAAAGUUUGACUGUUCGAGAUAGUGAGAGAGAGAGAGAGAAACGCUUCACUUGCCAAAAAUGCGGCCCUUCCUCUCAGCUCUCCACAGGACCGCCGCAUCCUCGCGCCCAGCAUCAUUAUCCUCAGCCUCCCUCCGUCGCACCCCACGAACAAACACCUUUUUCCAGACCAAACCCCUCGACUCCGUCUGCACCAGAUGUCGCAUCCAGCAGACCCGGUUCUAUAGUCGUCAAUUGGCCGACGAUCCCGCCUGGCUAUCCGUCGUCGACAACCCCGCGAGGAUUGUCCGGACAGGAAAUAAGCAUGGACCGGGAUUGAUUAUUCUAGCCCUCAUCCCCAUAAUCUCUUUCGGUCUCGGAACCUGGCAAAUCCAGCGCCUCGACCGCAAGACCAAAAUGAUCGCCACCUUCGAGGACCGCCUCGUCAAGGACCCGCUGCCGCUGCCCCCGCGCAUCGACCCCAGCGCCAUCUCGGAGUUCGACUACCGCCGCGUGUAUACCGUGGGCCGCUUCCGACACGACCAGGAGAUGUUGGUGGGACCCCGCAUGCGGGACGGGCAGGACGGGUACUUCGUGGUGACGCCGCUCGAGCGCGAGGGCGAGCAGUCCACCAUCCUCGUGAACCGGGGCUGGAUCUCGCGGAAGCAGAAGGACCAGAAGGUGCGCGACCAGGAAGGGGCGCUGCCGCGCGGCGAGGUCAUGGUGGAGGGCCUGCUGCGGGAGCCGUGGAAGAAGAACAUGUUCACGCCGGACAAUGUCCCCCAGGAGGGGAAGUUCUACUUCCCGGAUAUCGAGCAGAUGGCCGAGUUGACGGGGAGUCAGCCGGUUUGGAUUGAGCAGACUAUGGUCCCGGACCUGGUCGAGGCUUACAAUCGGGAGGCCAAGGGUAUUCCUAUCGGUCGUGCCGCCGAGGUUAACUUGAGGAAUAACCACAGCCAGUAUAUCUUUACAUGGUAUGGCUUGUCGCUGGCAACGUCCAUUAUGUUGUGGAUGAUCGUUCGCAAGAGACCGAAUGAGGCCACUCGUCGUGUCCGCUUGAACCGUAAUUGGUAGAGCUGCUUGAUGGUGCCUCAAUCUGGCAACCCUCGGCGACGACGUGGGGUUUGUAUGUAUGGGAAGAUGUAUGUAUAUGUACCAGCAGUUCAUGGCGGCAUCGCCAAUCUCAUAUCCUGGAGAAGCUCCUUCGGCAGAUGCUUCUGGGCAAUAGAGAAGACAGUAGUGGCAUUGCUCAGGUGUCGUUGGCUGAAAGAGAAUGUUAGCAUCAAUUGUAACAAUAGCAGUCUUGUG